UUUUCACCGAGUGUGCGUGAGAAGUUCGAAAAAUUUUGAGAGAUCCAAUUGCCCUACCGUUUAAUUCUCGUUGUGGCCAUCUAGAUGAACUCAGUUGAACAAGGUGCCCUUCUCCUCAAAAGACAGCUUGCAGAGCUCGACAAGAACCCUUCGGAGGGCUUUUCUGCUGGCCUUAUAGAUGAUGAUAAUUUGUUCAAAUGGGAAAUAAUGGUGGUAGGACCUCCUGAUACUUUCUAUGAGGGAGGUCUGUUCAAGGCACACUUGUAUUUUCCUAGGGAAUAUCCGCAAAAACCACCAAAAAUGAGAUUUAUAUCAGAAUUCUGGCACCCAAAUGUUCACAAGGAUGGUGAAGUUUGCAUUUCUAUUCUUCAUGAACCUGGUGAAGACAAAUAUGGCUAUGAGAAGGCAUCAGAGCGCUGGCUUCCAAUCCAUACUGUUGAAACAAUCUUGAUAAGUGUUAUCUCCAUGAUAUCAGAACCCAAUGAUGAAUCCCCAGCUAAUGUGGAUGCUGCAAAAGAUUGGAGGGAAGAUUACAAUGGAGUUUUUAAGAAAAAAGUAAAACAGUGUGUACGGAAAAGUCAAGAAUGUUGACUUCUGAAGAGUUUGUAGUAUGUUAUUGCUUCUAGAGUCGACUCUAAAAUUUGAUAUUAGUUAUUCCAAUAUUUUCUGUUACAAGUUCUUUAUCAUUAGCAGGGUUUUAAAGGGUUAUGUAUCUACUAGCACUCUUGUGAGCUGAUUACUGCUGUUUAACAAAUUGAAAAAAUAUCUCAGAUUUGAUAAGAAAUUGAUAAUAAGGCAUUAAGUGUGUAACUUUCUUGUAAAAUUAUUCAUUUGGAAGUGUAGGAUAGAGGUUAUGAAAUAUUAAUGUUUGCAUGUACAUUGUAUCUGUUCAUGGUGAUAUACAUUUUUUCACUGCUUAUUGUAUAUUCAUUGUUAUGAAGUAGUAUGUAGCUCACCUGCUUGGGGCUUGCUUACAGCACAUCAUUUUGAUGCCAACAAGUAAUCUAGAUUCACACCUUGUAGUAACAAGAUGGUGAAGCCACAUGAAUAAUAACCCUUAAUUUUUUAUUGACCUAAAUUUGAGCAACGUAAUGACAGAUAGAGAAUAUCAUGACAUGAGAAGGCUUAACUCCAUUCUUUGUCAUCUUAGCUACUGUGUUAUAUAUGAAAUUUGUUUUCACAAGAUCAAUCUGGCUUUAUAAAAAUUGUGGGUACACAUUGGAAUAAGAUUGUAGCCAAAAAAAUCAACAAAAAAAUUCUGCCAUUUGCAAAAUCUCUCAAAAGUUCUCUGCUGAACAAAAGAACCUUGACACUAAGUGACACCUACCACUUAGUGCCCUUUUUUUUUUACAUUCUGUGAAAGAACACUUUCCAAUUUUCAAGAUAAUGGUCUACAACACACACAUUGCAAUAAAGAAAGAAUCUUAAGGCAACUUUACAUAUACUAAUAAUUAAAUAUAAUAUUGAUUUGUUUGUCACUUGUAACAAAAAAUCAUGAACUGUUGAUUUCUUUAAUUACUAAUAGGAAGAUAUUAUAAUAUUACAAUAUUUGAUUAACUUGAAUCCAGUUUCAGAAUAAUGCUACAUUGUAAUUAAAAAUAAGUGUUUUUUUUUUUUUUUUAAGGUUAUGUACAUUUUAACAGAAGCAUGAUUGCUGUCAUACAAAUCCAACUACUUAGUGGUAUACAAGUUUAGUUAAAGCUGUUGUAAUUAUUGUAUUUUUGCAUUUGUGGCCGGUGCUCCAUAGUGAUAACUCAGCUCAUAUUUCAUAGUAAUUUUUUAAAUUUUGUUUUUGCUAUAUGUAAAGGAUAGCUUUUUUCUGUAAGUUUGAGGUAUUACUCAAACUUUCUAUUAAGUUUUCAAAACCCUUCUGGUUGCAGUAUGAACCAGCUUCACCUUCUAUCUAAGGAAACAGGUCUUUGAACACAAGUUUGUAAAAUCUGUGUAAAGUUCUCCAAGGUGGACAUUAUCUGGAAGUCCAAAUUAGUCAGAGGGGGUGGGUAUUCACUGGGCUGCUCCCCCAGAUUAUCAAAACCACCACACUUCUAUAUACCAAUACCACUCAUGACUAUAUCUCUCUCAUACUCUUUGAUGGAAAAUGGUAUUCCUAAACAUGCCUACUUUGAAACACCACUGACAUCUCUUUAACAUCUUGUAACAAGACAAAAGAAAUGUUGCUUUUAAGGUAAGCAGCAGAUAUACACCUUUCUCUUUACUUCUGUAACUACCAAGAGACCCUCUUAGGUGUCAAUUUUCCUUUUCACUUCCUUUUUUUUAUGUCAACUCAUGAAAUUUAAGUCUCUUCCUUUUUGUAAACCUAUGGUCUGAAAGUGAUACUUACCUCAACUUGCAUCCUUAUACUUUGUUUCUUUGCUCUAAAAAUUGUCAUUAUCAGAGCUAUACUUGCAGCUAUUUCAUUCAUAGCAAAACUAACCAUAGAUAAUUUCAUGAUAAAUAUUACUGUAAAUGAGUUAUUACAAUACUUCUCAGUGGUAGAAAACUUACAGUUCAUUUACUGAUUCCAGGACUAGUCAGACGGUGAAAUCUAAUCAGUGGGUAGAACUGAAAUAAAAGUGUUCCAAAAUUUUAAAGCUAGUGAAUAUGAUGUACAUAAUAUCCAUGUCUGGUUUCAGUAAAGAGCUGUAAUGAUUGUGUCUGCACUAAAAAAUUUGCAUAAGCUAAAUGACUGUAUAUUUGAUAUUCUUAUGCUUAAAUGCAGAGUAUGUUUGCUGCACAAAUAAAGAAAUUUAUAGGGAAA
This is a messenger RNA of Pocillopora damicornis (cauliflower coral), 2758 nucleotides long. Its product is annotated as ubiquitin-conjugating enzyme E2 G1. The record is from RefSeq and is a predicted model, not a curated record. NCBI's taxonomy places the organism in Eukaryota, Metazoa, Cnidaria, Anthozoa, Scleractinia, Pocilloporidae.